UCUAAAUCUGCUUGCCAGACUGUUUUGUCUGUCACCUAUCCUGCUUACCAAAUUUUAGGUAAACCACAGAGAUAAACGUUAUUUCCAAUCGCAGAUCGUAGCAUUCUCUAUAUUUGUUUACUUUUGGUGUCGUAUUUUUAUUUCGUUUAGUGCGCCGUGACGUAAGAAAACUUUGUUGAUGUGCCAACAGGGUUUUGAAAGGCUGUUGUAACGUAAUUUCGUUCGGAGGAAGUGACAUUUCUAAGAGUUUAGUUUACGUACAGUAACUUGGUGAUAACGAAAUUGAAUAGGUGUGGGUGUUAUUACGAUGGAAUCAGAGCAUCAGCCAAAAUUGAGCCCUGUGAGGGCUUUCCAAGUGCUCCAUGGGUGCAACCCUGAACCUGAGGAGACGUACACCAGUCUCUCCGAGUACCAUGACUAUGAGCCAAGCUUGGAGUUCGAUGAUUCAGAGCUUAUCCAGACAUCAGGCUUAGCGCCUCUACCUCCAGAAUUGUUGGACAUACCGGACGAUCUUCUAGAACGUUCUGCAAGUGACGGCACGAUUGAGGAGAAUUUUGAAGAGGAACUCGCGAGGGCACCCGAAGUUUAUACAGAGAUAUCUUCGCUUGACCUCGAGGACUCGUUUGCGGAGCUCAACAGGACAGGACUUGUCGAGGUGGUCGGAGACGAUGAGGUCGGACGCCGCAUCAUAGUUGUGUCAGCCUGCAGGCUACCGCCCAACAAGGAGUUACUACAUGAUAAGUUACUCAGAUACCUCAUGUUCACCCUGGAUAAGUACGUGGAACAAGAUUACAGUGUGGUAUACUUCCAUUGUGGACUGACCAGCAAGAACAAACCGCCACUCUCCUGGCUUUGGAGAGCGUACAAGGCUUUUGACAGGAAAUACAAGAAAAAUCUAAAAGCUUUGUACUUGGUGCACCCUACGAACUUUAUACGUAUAGUAUGGCAGAUGCUGAAGCCGGCCAUCAGCGUUAAGUUUGGCAGGAAGAUGAUGUACGUCAACUACUUGCAUGAGCUGCAGCAGUACUUGAGCCUGGACAAACUCUGCAUACCCGACGCCGUCCUUGAGUACGACAAGCUCUUGCUGUCCAAGAACCCGAGGGCUGCCGAGUCGGCUCGACAGAACACGGUGCCGGCGGAGACUUCGCCCAUCGCGAAGUUCAAUAAGAAACCGAAGAGCAGUCUCUCCCCGCCGCCGACGCAGCAGUUUGGUGUGUCGCUGGCGUUCAUAAAGGAGAACAACACUAACAUGGUCGGAGCUAUCCCGCCCGUGGUACGGCAGUGCGUCGAGUUUCUGUCGCAGCCUGACGCGUUAGAGACGGAGGGAAUUUUCCGUCGCUCAGCCAACAUGUCGGUGAUCAAGGAGUUGCAGAGCGCCUGCAACAGGGGCGAGCCUCUUCAAUUCCGCAAUGACCCCCACAACGCGGCCGUUCUGCUGAAGACUUUCUUCCGGGACCUUGAGGAACCGCUGCUCACUUUUGACUUGUAUGAUGAGAUUAUGGAUUUCCAAAACUGGUCGCCGCGUGAUAAGCCGCGAAAGGUUAAGAUCUUGAUUCUGGAGCGCCUGCCUCUGGAUAACUAUAUGCUGUUGAAAUACGUAUUCCAGUUCUUAUGGAAGGUGCAAGACAGGAGCUGCCUCAAUAAGAUGACGACGAGCAACCUCGCCGUGGUGUUCGGCCCCAACCUCGCCUGGCCACCAAACGGACAGAUGUCGCUCCUGUCCAUUGCCCCCAUCAACAACUUCACCGAUUUUCUCCUCUCCCACCAGGAGUCCAUCUUCAUAAUCUAAACACUAUAAUAUUGUAUUACCUCCGAUCCCCGAGGUAAAUUCCACCCUAUUAUAAUGUAGUUAAAGAUGUAUGUUUAUCUAAUGUUGAUAUAGAUAUGCCAAAUUUUUGUUAGAACGGCGAAGUAUAGAGAAUGUUUACAUUCGUUUAUGAAAUUACGGAUUUAUGGCGAGAGUCUAAAGUUUGAAUCUCUUUAUUUGCUUGCGCUUGUACCAUUUGUAACUUUUUUUUUUAUAUGUCGUGUAUUCAUUGCUUUAUAUUAUUUAGAUUAGAAAUUUUGCGCUUGGCUUGCACUCCGAAGUAGGGCGGCUAUACAACAUAAUUUUAACAAGACUGUACGAACUUGACAUGUUUGUACAAAGACGCUCAAUGAUCCACCUUGCUUGCCAAGCUGUUUGGGACGCGUGUAGUCGCCCUGUCUAUGUUAUAGUGUCUUUAAAAGUCUUCAUAACUCUUAUGAACUAUAUAACCAGCGAAAAGUUGUGUAAUAUCUUACACUCAAAUUAAUAUUUAAAAGAAAAUUUAUAUUCAAUAUUUACUAAAUAUACAAUAUAAAAGGCACUAUAUGCAGGGAAUAUUACAGCUUCUAUAUAAUAAACAAUAGUACUUUCAUAUCGCUUUACUUCAACUGAACAAUAAUAUGUAUGUACCGCAGUUGUCAUUGGUCCAUUCUCUCAACCGACCAAUCAUAUUUUGCCAAAUAGUUUAAAUUAAUCGGCCUUACUAAUAAAGGUUGUGUUACAAAACUCUUAUAAUAUAUAUCAACACUCUAUUAGUAAUAUUACUAUAUUAAAAUCUAAUAAUGAUAUCCGAUCCAAUGUCAAUUCCAUCCGCCAUAGCACUCGUCCAUGCUUAUAAUGCUUUAAAAGAUCACUGUAAUAAAUAACAGCAUAAUUUAUAUACAGGACUCACAUUGAGUAAUAACAAUCAUUAAUAUAUAUAUUAAUAUAUACAUAAUUAUAUCUAAUUUCAUUAAACCCCCUUUUUGAGAUAUAACCGUCACUGGCAGAUUAACUUGAACCUCAAUUUACAAAAAAUCCAUAAUCCGGUUGCGAAAUAAAAGGAAUUUUCUUAUUCAAUUCAUCUAUUAAUUACUAUAUACAUACACACAAAACAGUUAAAUUCUUUAUAAUUCUUGAUUUUUGAUUAGUCUUAUAGUAACUUUGUAUACUCAGAAAAAAAUGUUGUCUUAGUUUCUUUCCUCGCUUCGUAUUAUUCUACCAAAAGUAACAGUACACUUGCAUUACCAUACAGAACCAUAUAAGACUUUCAAAUCAGAUGUUUACUCUGUAAACCUAAUAGAAAUUCCCCUAGUACUGUUGCUUUAUAACCUCAUUUCCUCCAACAACUCUUUGCACUGCAAAAAGCAACAAAAUUAUAGUCCAUUACGAAUUUAUGUAUCGAUUUGUUUAUUUACUGUUUGUGUAAAAACUGUUUUCAUUUAUUUUAGAAUGCUUAUUAGCUUGUAGUCGCUUAUAAAUAAAAAUUAAUGUCUAUAUUUCGCACAAGUGUUAAUCCCGGCUUCUUCCAAAUUGUAAUGUGUAUAAAUAAUGUUUAUAUUAUAGAAAAAAAUAUAUUAUUCGGUAUCAUUAAUUCGCUUAGUAGAGCGAUGCAUAUUUGGUGUAAAGAUGUAUAAAAAAGUAUAUAAUUAAAUACGAUAUUCAAAAAGAUAUAUAUACAAUAUAAACAUUCCUAAGUGUUUGGCUUUACAACAAAAAAUUGAUGAAUUUCCCACAGUAAACAAUUAAUGAUGUUGUCACGUACGGAGAUCUGAAUUCAUUGAGCAGUGGCAAAUUGCAUUCGGACAAUUUUACCCGUUACUUAUUGUUUAUUAGCUUCCAACACUUACUCACUGCAUUUAUAUACAUCCAUGCCUUUUAUAUUAAUAUUCCAUAAAUAUAUCAUAUAGAAUGUUAUUGUACCUGUUUUUAGUAACAGAACCUUUCAUUCAAGUCUGGAUUUUGUUACUAAACUGCACGCAUUGUAAAGGACUGAUAGAAAUUAAUGGAUCUGAUGUAAAUACAUCUAUUAUAUAUACGUAGAGCGGAAUUCUUACGGACUGUAGUUUUUAAACAAUUUGUAAUUUUGUACCGAACCCUUAACAUUUGCAUCACUUCACUUAUAAAUAAAUAAUCUAAAAUUAACACACAGUUUUGUAUUUGUAUGAUCAUAGAAGUACAACAAAGGUAAUCAAUGUUAAAUAUUUUUGUACUGAAGACGGUGAUCGUUGUAAAAUCUAUAGUCCGUAAGAGCUUGUCAAACAUUCUACAAUAUUGUAAAGGUUUUUACAAAAUUUUGAUAAUGUUUCUCCUUUGUACUGUUAUCAUGUAGUACAAUAAAUUCAUAUUUAGUACCUAUAUUGUAUACCUACGAUACGAGUAUAGUUAUGAAUAUUAACAGAUAUAAAGUAUAUGUAUGGGGAUUUUAUGGGGUAAAUUAAUAAUAGUAUCCCAUGUACGUUUUAAUUGUUAUUUCUGUAGUUAUAAUGAAAGUAAGUUGAUUUGGCAUAUCUGUUGUCCCUAAGAUCAUAUCGUAAUGUCCCACUACACCUUAUUUUAUUAUGUUUUUAAAAUUGACUUGUAUACUCCGUGAUACAAGUGAAUUGUAAUCUGUUUGAACGAGUCUUGCAAUAAUGCCGCUGUGGUUCAUGCUACCGAUCCGUAAAUUGAUAAAUUAUCCAAGUGCGAUACUGGCCUCCUUUGUAACGGUUUAUUGUGGGUCACUACUGCACUACAAUGCAGUCUUACAGUCGCUCUUUGUGAGUAAUUUCUGCGACUUCCUGCGAUACCGUGUGACUAACCCGCGGUACUAUCAACUUCUUAUACGAUACUCUGUUUGUGAUAGAAAUCACAUCACGACAUGCACAAUAAGCACUCUCAAAUUAUAUAUCGAUUAAAUAAUGGGACUAUAUACAAUAGUUAAAUGAAUUGGCUGUAUUUAAAUGUGAUCUUAGCAUUCCAAACAAAUAAACUGUAGCAUAUUCGUUACUAUGUCAAAUAUAUCUAUAUCAGAGCAACUAUAUACUUAUUGUUGUUACUCACAGAAGCUUAUAAUAUUAUAUCACAUGGGAUAACGUAUUUAUAUUAAAAUUAGUUUAUAAGAUUGUAUACCAAAAAUAACAAAGAAUAGCAGUUAUGUAGUUUUAAGACCACAUCUUUAUUAGUUUAUUAACAAGUUGUAAAAUAGUUGUUUAGUACACUCUCUUGUUUAGUAUAUGAACUGGUUUCUAAUGUAAUGUAUGGCCAGUGUACCUGUGUGCUAUUUAAAACAGAUAUAUCUAUAUAAACACAUUUUUGUUAGAUAAUUUCGUAGGAAAAUGGAGAUUUUGCUAAAAAAAUAUCUACGGACAGAGAGGAAUGAGGUAAUAAUAGAUUGCCAGGCAAUGGGAGGUGAUGAAACAUUGGAACAAUGGAAUGAGUUUGUUGAGAGAUGAAAUGAGAGUAAAUGCGGGAAAUAGUGACAAUGGUGCUUUACACUCUGUAAUGUCGAGUAAAAUUUCAUCCUACAAAGCUCGACUUGCUAUAAUACAGCGUGUAUUGACACCUACGCUUAUCUAUGGUGAGGAUUGAAAGACGAUGUAGUGACAAGGAUUGAAAAGGGAAUGUUAUGAUGUUUUGGGCAUGUAAAAGGGAUGGAUGUAAGCAGAUUUACGAAAGAAAUAUACAAGGCGGAUAUGAACGAGGCCGUCGGUAGAGGGCGCCCUAGACGCGCAAAUAGCGACCAGAUUUGCGAUAUAUUAAUGCAGGGCCAAAAUCAAAGUACUCUUAACCGACGAGCAUGCAUGAAAAGACUGAUGAUUGUUGAUAAAGCGAAAGAGGUGUGUGAGAUUCGUAGCAAUUGGUGUUCCAUUGUCUCUGCCCCCAUGAGACUGGCAUGAGGUUAUGUAUGUAAAACAUCUACAGCGCGCCUACGUAUAGUAUCUACUUGUUUCGUAAACUCUAAAUGGCAUAAUUUCUCGUACCUUUUAUCUCUAUAUUCCUAUUCCCACUGUAUUUUUAAGACGUUGAAUUUAUAUUUUGUUCAUUUUCAAGUGUUGGAGACGAAACAUGAACUUUGUAAGUUAAGGAAGAUGUGUCAUAUCGUGUAAACUCGCCGCUUGUUACAAAAUCUGUAUAACGUAUAAAUAAAUAGCACCUAAUGCGUAAAGCGAGCUAUCUCUAUACGUACAAUAGGUACACACGUGUCGUUCUCCGAAGUUGAUUAUAUAAUCAGAGUAAUAGCGGUCUGGCGGGGGCAUAAUCUUUCUAUCAAGCCAGUUAACUCGCCAAUUUAUCACUCUAGUGCAUAACUUGCAUGACAGAAUUGCCUAUAGGAGAUCACUUUGUAUUCUUUCAUAUUUCAUACGUUUGAUUUAUUUCUACGACUCCUGUAUAUCUCUAUUUACAUUUACUUUUUGAAAAUGACUUUGUCAUAGUAUGCAAUAUCCUUAAACGUGCACUUUUGUAUGUCUAUAGAUACUUGAUUUACGCAAAACAAAGUGUAACGACCAGUGCCAUUCGCUACGAAGUACCAUACCCUUGGUGUCACAAACAAAUUCCAUGUUUUUGAGUUAGAAUAUAAAGAUUUAAUAAUGUAUUGUUGUAAUAGAUAGUCUAUACAGAGAUUUCCCCCAUGUUGCAAUGUUGAUUGAUUAUUGCAUCUUGUUUACUCGAAAUGGCGAUAGAUGGCGUUUUGUUCAAUUAACAUGAAAGUGUGUCGGCGUGUGAGUCAGACUCUCGAACCGGUUUGUCGUGCACAAUUUUAAAAAUGAAAGUAAUUGUACGUCAUAAUAAUCACCAGCGCCAGCCUACGGUAAUUGGUAUCGCGAUAGCGCUACACAUGAACCGUUGAACAAUAACCUAAUUGAGAUUUAGUAUUAUUUUCUGUAAGAUUUUAUUAUAUUUAUUUUUUUAUAGAUAGUUGUCGUAAUCAUGAGGAAAUUAUUUUAGUUUAAUGUACAACGAAGUUUAUUUAGCACUUUAUUUUUCAUUUUGUAAAUUAAUAUUGUAACCGGAAAGGGUAUUUGUAAGAUUUACCUAAUUAAUGUGUAAAGGAUGAUGUUUGUAGUAAUUGGAACGGACAGUAUGUAAGUUAUGUUUCGUUGGACCUGUGGCUUUAUGAAAGCUGUAUACUUUCUAAUAAAAAGUGUAUUAAAAAGAAAUAUUUCAAAGUAAAAAUAGUUCUUCGUAACAGUAACAUAAUAAUACCUAUCUGAAGUUGGACGGGUCGGACCCAUCACACAAUAGUGAGUGACAGCCUAUUAGGUAUUCGUCUGAUAACCUCAAUAUUUGUACAUUUUUUAUUAGCAAGCUGGAAAGGAGAUAACGUAUUUUUUUUUUUAUUUAAUUUAGAUCUACUUUUGUAUUUUAGAGUUAAUUGUUUAAAUUUUAAUAUAUAAAUGUUAACAAAAGAAACACUGUAAUAACUUGAAUAAAAUUUAUUAGUAUCAUU
Messenger RNA from Spodoptera frugiperda (fall armyworm), 7217 nucleotides. It is a transcript of the gene RhoGAP68F, whose product is annotated as rho GTPase-activating protein 1. Gene Ontology annotation, biological process: small GTPase-mediated signal transduction; negative regulation of endocytic recycling. Gene Ontology annotation, molecular function: GTPase activator activity. Gene Ontology annotation, cellular component: cytoplasm. Bases 308 to 1789 code for a protein of 493 amino acids. The record is from RefSeq and is a predicted model, not a curated record. Lineage: Eukaryota; Metazoa; Arthropoda; Insecta; Lepidoptera; Noctuidae. The transcript is spliced from 9 exons.